Molecule: messenger RNA, 1752 nt
Organism: Diaporthe amygdali
Lineage: Eukaryota; Fungi; Ascomycota; Sordariomycetes; Diaporthales; Diaporthaceae
Product: WD domain-containing protein
Exons: 3
Coding region: 1-1752 (583 amino acids)
Biological process (GO): positive regulation of anaphase-promoting complex-dependent catabolic process; anaphase-promoting complex-dependent catabolic process; positive regulation of ubiquitin protein ligase activity
Cellular component (GO): anaphase-promoting complex
Molecular function (GO): protein binding; ubiquitin ligase activator activity; anaphase-promoting complex binding
Source: RefSeq, a predicted model, not a curated record
AUGUUCAAUACCCUGUUUCCGCCAUCAAAGCCCAAAGCUCAGGAAGAUGUCGAAAAACAUGAGGCUCGGCUGGCAUCAGCAUUCGACAUCGACUGGUCGUCGAGGAUUCUGGGCUUCGACCACUUGUCGGUCCCAUUAGAAAGGCAACACAAGAAAUCCUACCCAAUAUUGAAGAAGACUUACUGGGAUGGCAUCCAGCUGGUCAAAGAUGACCAGUCCAAUAACUCUGCAUCCAAAGUAAAGAAUGAGAUGCGAACACUCCCGGUAGCCCCAUUCAAGGUUCUUGACGCACCAAGCUUGAGGGAUGAUUACUACUGCUCAAUCCUGGCCUUCUCACCUGUCUAUCAGACACUAGCUGUCGGUCUAGGCACGAGACUCUAUAGCUGGUCGGAGGAAACGGGUGUGCAGACACUGGAGGAUAACGGUCCAAGUGAUUCAUCGUGGCUGACUACAGUCGACUUCUCUUCGAGGCAAGGGAGGAAAUGCAUCCUCGCCUACGGUCGGUCGAACGGACUCUUGAAUCUCAUGUCCCUAUGGGAUGCGCCCACACUCUAUGACCGCCAGUACCCUCGUUUUCGAUUCGCUCCCCAUGUAGAAGAGGCACCAGUCGCAUGUAACGAAGAUCUCCUCGUCGGUGACGAACACGGCAAUAUUUUUUACUACGCCGUCGAAUGGCCCUUGACCUUCGAGACCUUUCGCCACAAUUGGCGAGGGAGUGUCCAAUGCCUCGCCUAUAUCUCAGCUCACACGCAGCAAAUAUGUGGGCUCUCCUGGUCUCCCAGCGGCGAUCUGUUCGCGACCGGAGGCAAUGACAACAUGUGCUUUCUCUUUGAGACCGAGAAGGUCACAACGUUUCAAGAGGAAAGCGAUCCCGAUCAGGACAUGAGCAGGCUCUUCGCUGCCUUCCGAGAGCCAAUUCCGCCCCAGGGAUUUAACCUCAGACAAUUCUUGGGAAGUAUGGCCCCUGAGACAGGUCCAUCAACGUCAUCGCCAAUGCCCGCAGCUGGAGAUGCCUCGUCGAGCCAGCGCCAAAUAUCGAAUUCUUCGUCUGGCAGCGCUGGUAGCCGACUCACUGCGAUGGAAUCCAUUGACGACCGCAUUUCAAGCAUACCUGCGCCUUCGCUCUUCGCAAGUUUCUUCCGCCCAAACACAACCACACGCUUCUGGGAUUUGAAUCGUCUCGUUGCCGAGCGUGUGCAACCUCGCUAUCCACCGUCCCUGCCGAGCAAUGUUCCCGUCGCCUCUGAACAAUUUCGCAACCCCAUUUCCGACACUUCUGGGGAGCCACGCCACGUCGAGGAGCGACAUGCGAAGCAUCGUUGGGAACAUACGGCGGCCGUGAAAGCCAUCGCAUUCUGUCCUUGGCGUAAAGGCCUCGUCGCCACUGGCGGUGGCUCCCACGACAAGUGCGUCCAUUUCUAUCACACGACGUCAGGGGUUGCGCUUGCAACCAUCGCUGAGGGCGAGCACCGUGCACUCUACGCUGUAUCAUACCCACGGGGCCCACCGGACCGGAAAGCAGCCAGAGAUGCUACUGGACAGUCGAGAGAUUGGAGAAAUAGAGAGAAGAAGAGGAACCGGACUUUCAUGGAGGGUUGCAUUGUUGUAGCAGGCAGCGAUGAGAGUAUCAAGUUCCAUGAGGUGUGGUCCGGUGGAAAGAAGGCUACCGUUGGCGGCGUGGGGCUGUUGGGUGGGAGUGACAUCCUCGAGGAUCUAGAAGGAAUCGAGAAGGAAGGUGAUAUCAUUCGCUAA